UUUCAGAUUCACAAACCCAAAAAUGUGUCAUAUCCCAGUUUUACCCACGUAGACCCCGCAUUCGAAGAAUCGAGUCGGGAACAGAUGUCAGCAACAAAACGAACUUGUCAACACAAAGUAAUCCUGUAGAUUUGGGCUCGCUAUGGUCGCAAAAAUCAAAGACUAUGGCCACUUACAAUAAUUUCCCGGAAGAAGGUCGGCCACCGGACUCGCCGUCGAACCGGAAAUACAAAGACCGGAAGCAUUUCCAGCCGCGAAAUAACUCGUGGAGUCACCCUAACAGCUUAAUCUACCCCAAUGGCCCGGAUAAUAUCGUUAAUAAUAAUUUACUGGGGCUGGACAUCAACAGGAACGGGCACGACAGCAAUAAAAAGAGCCACAGCCUUAAAAACAAACUGUUCUGUAUAAAGAAACCCCUCGAGGAGAACAAGAGGAAGAGCCUGAAUAUACUGAACGUGAACGCGCUGAGUGAUAAUUGUACAAGUGCCUCGAAAAGCGUUUGUGAUAAUAAUCCGUCGUGCUCGACGGGGAAAGACAGGAACAGGAACGCGUUCCACCAGGAUGUCGAGGAGGCCCUCAGCUCCUUGCUAUGGCAACCGUACGAAUACCAGAACAAGCGAAAGCCGCCCUCAAGUUGCAGUUCUUGCGGCAGCAGCGGAACGUUUAGCGACCUUGAUGAUCCACCAAACAAAGGCCCUUUGCGCUCGAACACAACAGACCUAAAUCUUCGCACAGAAAUGGUUAACAACCUGAAGCCGGCGCACCAAUGCCGCUCGGGGAACCAGUCACGUGACCCCCUCUCUUGUUAUGCCACAAGUAGGUUGAACAGUCAGGCCAGUCUAGUGGAGUCGCUCGAGAGUGGUACCGCGACCUGUGUCGGUGAUAGUGCCAGUGACUGUGAUGUGUUUCCACAUAAAAACAGUGAUAUGCAAUUGGAAGUUUCGGGCACCGAGAGUACCAUCAGUACCGCGCCGAACGUGCUGAACAUCCCCACGGGCAACGAUGGGCUGAUCCGGAACCAGAACGUCACCCUCCUGAACGGUACCGUCCGGCCCAACUCCCUCAGCAGCGCCAAUGUCGUCGGCCUGCCGGAGAAUCCGCGACGGGCGUCGGUGCCGUCGACCACGCAACUCAGACCCAACGUCGUCUUCCCGAACCAUCCGCGAAAUGGGUCCGAGCCGAGCCAGAGGUACAACCAGAACGUGGUACCGGUGGUACAUCAAAGGAACAACUCGCAGGUCGAUCAAACCACGAUAACGCACCUGCGGAGCGCCUCGGUACCGAAACAGAUGACUGGUAUCGCUCCGAACCACCAGAGGAUGAACUCGGACGGGAAAAAGGUCGCCCCUCUGAAUGUCAGCAACGUGAAUGUCAACUUCUACCGAGCAGUACCUGUCAACGUCGUGUCUUCGGUACCGACGAUCCAGUGUCUGAACACGCUGGACCAAGGCAACAACGUGUCAAACGUGCAGAUCAUGCCGCUGGGUACCACUCAGCCCCCGUUCUCCAGCGCAGCUGUCACCGGUACCACCCAGGUCACGGUUCACAACACGCCGGCCCCAACACACACCGUCAGCGUGGUACCCAACCGCAACCCUGCCCCCAGGACCUUCACGUCGACCGAGGCCCAAACGGACGAAAUCUCGGUGUGCCCGCCGCCCGCCGUCCCCGACACCGCCGCCACUCGUGAGCAGCGUCGCAAGGAGCGGCGAGAGCGGCGGCACCAGCGGCGGUCCAACGGCGCCAGCCACCGCCACACGGUCGACAGUGGUACCCAGGCCAACACGCUGCCGCAGAACUCGAGUCAAAAUGACCGGCUCCCGGAUCUGCUCAACAGCCACAUGCCGCCCCCGUACUCGCCGCUGCCCAGCAACGUGCCGCCCCCGAACGUCGUGCUGCCCAGCCCGAUGAUGGUACCGCCACCGCAUCAUCCUAUGCAAAGUGUAGUACCUAACAAUGUAGUGCCUAGUGGUUUAGUGGCGUUCCCGCCGCCGCAGGUCGUUGGCGGCCAAGUGCCCCUGGUGCAGGGGAGCGGGCCGGUGGCGGUGCCGGUGCCGCCCCCCUCGGGAUUCAGGUUUCCGUUUCCGGCAGGAGGAUUUCGAAGAGGGCGUUUUUCCGAAGAGCCACCGAAAGGCUGCUGCGGUUUGCUGACAUGGAAACCUGGUUCCUUGCGAUGGUUCAUAGCGGUGAUCGCGUUGGUCGCCGUCUGCUGUGUUCUGGUCGGCACAGCCCUCGGUGCCAUGAGACCCGCUGGCCGGGACCAUCUGACCGUGUCGCUGCUGAUGAUAGGUGUAGGAAUCGUCUUAGUGACAGUCAGCGGCGUAGCCUGGCGACUUACUUCCCACGACUCGUCGACGUGCCGCUCGAUGCUGGGUUUGGGUUCCACCGAGUCCGUCGACGUAUGCACCCGACGUUUCGUCCCUCGACUGCCACCAUCAUACGGCCGACCGCACCACCCCUACGCGGCUAUGAUGUAUCCAGAGUUCCAGUACAGGCCGCCGCCCCCUAGUUAUCAAGCUUCUAUGCAAGAAUAUAGACUGAGACUUCUUCUUCUGGACAGAGGCAAUACCCCCCAGAUCCAGGCUGGUAUCCAGAACGCAGUGUCCCCGCCUCCGACUUACCGCAGCCAUGCAGGCAGCCUUCUGAGAGCGCCUUUAUCCAGUCGGAGGGACGCCGCACAAUCUGAAUAUAGUUGUCCACCGUCGUAUAGGUCCCAAACUAGCACCAAUAGGCCCGGGACUCUUCAAAACUCGGUCCUGCACAGUCGGGAGCAGUCGUUAAGUCUGUCCGAGUCCAACCACGAAGAGUCUGUGGUGAACGUUGUUAAUAUUCUGGGUAGUACUGAAGAAGACAUGGCUUUAGAUAACAUAACUUUAGAUUCAUUAAAAAUGGAACCUGAGAGUGAUAUUAACCCUUUAAAGAUGCUUCUCAAAGGUAGUUCAAGUGAUCUUGAAGGCAGUAAAGACGGGAAUUUGGUUACUAUUGUGCAGACUAGCGAUCAAAGCCCGGUUAUUGUCACAGUUAGCGGGAGUUCUCAAAUUGAAGGGAGUACCAUGCAGAUCACUGAAAUACCUUCCGAGAUGGAAAUCCUAGCGCACUUAUAGUCGAAAUUGUGUUUAAUUAGUAAUUCAUUCCUUGUUAAGGUUAGUGUACAUUUCGCUCCGUUAUGUAUCACAUUGUAUUAUAUUAUUCGCGAUAAUAUGUGCCUAUAUUGUGUAGAUAGCAUAUAAAUAGCACUCUGUAUAUUAUUAUUAUAUUUUAAACUGUAUAAAAAGUAAAUUU
Molecule: messenger RNA, 3282 nt
Organism: Zophobas morio
Lineage: Eukaryota; Metazoa; Arthropoda; Insecta; Coleoptera; Tenebrionidae
Exons: 7
Coding region: 165-3104 (979 amino acids)
Source: RefSeq, a predicted model, not a curated record